Anolis sagrei ordinatus is the source of this 7208-nucleotide messenger RNA. RefSeq names its product leucine rich repeats and immunoglobulin like domains 1 (gene LRIG1). Lineage: Eukaryota; Metazoa; Chordata; Lepidosauria; Squamata; Anolidae. Gene Ontology annotation, molecular function: protein binding. The record is from RefSeq and is a predicted model, not a curated record.
GAAAGGCGGGGGUUGGCUAUGGAGAGAGAGAGAGAGAUAGAGUUGAUAGGGGCCAGGCGUUUUGAUUGACAGCGGGGCGGGAGGAGGGAAAGCGCCGAGGGGAAAGUUGCAGAGGCGGAGAGAAGGGGGAGAGGAAAGGUGUCUGCGAGGAAGGGAGAGGAAAGAAGAAGGAGAAGGAGAAGAGCAGAGCCUAUAUAGGAGGACUCCCUUCGCCUCAGGAGGAGAAGAAGAAGCAGGGGAACUUUCUCUUUGAGGGAAGGAAACACGUGGAAGGGUUUUGUCUCCCUCCCGUUGCGACGUGGGACAAGCCACAGAAGGAGUUCUUCUUCUUGCGAGGAUUGACUUCCCCUCAGAAAGUUGCCAUGGUCUGAGAGGAGGCUCCUCAGGACGCUUCAGGACUUCCAAAAUGGCGGGGCCGGGAAGGGGCCACUUGGGGGCCCUUUGGAGGCGCCUCCUGCCUCUCCUCCUCCUCCUCCUGCUGCUCUCCUUCCGGGCCUCCUCCUCCUCCUCGCCCUGCGACGGCGACUCCUGGGGCUGCUCCUGCCUGGGCGGCGGGAGGGUGGACUGCAGCCACCGGGGGAUCCGGGACCUCGCUCUUCCGGGCGCCCUGCCCGCCGGGGCCCUUCACCUAAACCUGAGCCACAACAAGUUGACAGAGAUUGAUCCUUCUGCAUUUGCGAAGCUGCCAAACCUACGGGAGGUGAGACUGAAUAACAAUGAACUGACAGCUAUUCCUUUUCUGGGAGCAGCUUCAGCCCACAUAACUUAUCUGUACCUGAAUCGCAACAAGAUCCAUAGCAUUGAAGCGAGCCAACUGGAGCCUUAUGUUGCCCUGGAAACAUUGGAUCUGAGCUCAAAUAACAUCACAGAAAUCCGAAGUGGCUGUUUCCCAGUCGGGCUUCGUAUUAAGGAACUCUCUCUGGGGAGCAACAGAAUCAGCAUCCUUGAGACCAAGGCUUUUGAUAGCCUGUCGGAAUCCCUGCUAACACUUCGCCUGAGUAAAAACAGGAUCAGCCAGAUUCCUGUUAAAGGAUUCAAGCUGCACAGGCUAAUGCAACUAGAACUAAACCGAAAUCGCAUUCGUCAGAUAGAUGGCCUGACAUUUCAAGGCCUGGAGAGUUUAGAAGUUCUGAAGUUGCAGCGUAACAACAUAAGCAAACUGACUGAUGGAGCUUUCUGGGGUCUGGCCAAAAUGCAAGUUCUCCACCUGGAGUACAACGCUCUUGUAGAAGUGAACAGCGGCUCCCUGUAUGGCCUUGCAUCUCUACAACAGAUUCAUCUUAAUAAUAACUUGAUAUCACACAUCAGCCCUGCUGGAUGGAACUUCUGUCAGAAGCUGACUGAACUGUCGUUGUCUUAUAACAACCUAACGAGACUGGAUGAAGGGAGCUUAGCUGACCUGGGAGGACUACAGAUACUCCAGCUCAGCCACAACUUCAUCAGCCAUAUUGCAGAGGGAGUUUUCAAGGGACUCAAAAGCUUACGUGUUUUGGAUCUGGAUCAUAACGAGAUUUCAGGCACAAUAGAAGACAUCAGUGGAGCCUUUAAAGGCCUGGAAAACUUAAGCAUGCUAACUCUGUUUGGAAACAAGAUCAAGUCUGUGGCCAAGGAGGCAUUCUCAGGCUUGGAGGCCCUGGAACACCUGAACCUUGGAGCUAAUGCCAUACGGUCUGUUCAUGAGGAUGCAUUUGCCAAGCUGAAGAACCUGAAGGAACUCCACAUAAAUAGUGAGAGUUUCCUGUGUGAUUGUCAGCUCAAAUGGUUGCCGUCGUGGUUAACCAAGAAGGAGCUGCGACCAUUUGUGGAAGCUACCUGUGCCCACCCAGAGUCAUUAAAGGGCAAAAGCAUUUUCGAUGUGGUGCCAGAAAGCUUUGUGUGCGAGGAUUUCCCAAAGCCCAAGAUCAUUGUUGAACCAGAAACUACAAUGGCUGUCCUCGGCAAGGACAUCCGCUUCACCUGCUCCGCUGCCAGUAGCAGCAGUUCCCCCAUGACCUUUGCCUGGAAGAAGGACAGUGAAAUCCUACACCAUGCAGACAUGGAGAACUUUGCCCAUGUUCGGGCCAGUGAUGGGGUGGUGAUAGAGUACACCACCAUCCUCCACUUGCGCCAUGUCACUUUCUCCCAUGAGGGCCGCUACCAAUGCAUCAUUACCAAUCAUUUUGGUUCCACCUAUUCUCACAAAGCUCAGCUUACUGUCAAUGUGUUGCCCUCCUUCCUGAAAACUCCUUACGACAUUGCAGCCCGAACAGGGACAACAGCCAGGCUAGAGUGUGCCGCUGGUGGUCACCCCACUCCCCAAAUUGCUUGGCAGAAGGAUGGAGGCACUGAUUUCCCUGCAGCUCGUGAGCGCCGGAUGCACGUCAUGCCCGAAGAUAAUGUUUUCUUUAUCACAGAUGUGAAGAUAGAGGACAUGGGCAUUUACAGCUGCACGGCUCAGAAUUCCGCUGGUUCUGUGUCAGCAAAUGCUACUUUGACAGUGCUAGAGACUCCAAGUUUAGUUCAUCCCCUGGAAGAUCGAGUUGUAUCUGUUGGGGAAACAGUGGUUCUGCAGUGUAAAGCAACAGGAAGCCCACCUCCGCGCAUCAACUGGCUAAAGGGCGAUCAGUCUCUAAUGCUCACUGAAAGGCAUCACUUUACCCCAGGCAAUCAGCUGCUUAUUGUCCGGAAUGUCAUGAUGGAAGAUGCUGGAAAAUACACUUGUGAAAUCUCAAAUACAGUUGGGACAGAACGGGCACAUAGCAAAGUUAGUGUCUUGUCUUCACUGGAAUGCCAAAACGAUGGAACGACUGUUGGGAUCAUUACUAUUGCUGUAGUAUGUAGCAUCGUGCUGACCUCUUUGGUUUGGGUGUGCAUCAUUUAUCAAACCAGAAAGAAAAAUGAAGAAUACAGUGUCACAAAUACAGAUGAGACCAUUGUACCCCCUGAUGUGCCAAGCUAUCUAUCCUCUCAGGGAACAUUGUCGGAACGGCAAGAAGCAGUGGUCAGAGUGGAAAGUGGCCAACAGCCCAAUGGGCACCUACAGAGCAAUGGAGUUUGCCAGACUGAUAGAGGGAGGGAUCCAGAGGCCGAUCCUCACCCUGUUGUUUACCGGCAGCCAAAGUUAUGCUUAGGAUACAACAAAGAGUCUUGGAAAGGAGAAGAUCUAGCUGACAGGAUGCUUGUUGCAGACAAGACAGGUUACGGCCUUCCCGCUGUCUAUACCAAUUGCAGUGGCAGCACAGACAGCAUGAGUGUCACCAUUUUCCCCAAGGAUCUGGAUUAUUACCCUCUGCCUGCAGAAACGAUGCCUCCAAACGCUUCCAAGGAGUCUAGCAGGGCCUGUGACAGCAUCCCUGGAACUAACUGUCCAAGUCCUCCAAAGUGUAAUGGAAGUACGAAUACCAGGAACAACUCCUAUGUUGGUGACACUAUCUAUCCCAGUAAUCAUGACAGGAUACCAGUCGCAAGCCCCAGCAUGUCACCUCACGCAGACAGCAAAGGUUCUUCACCACCUUUAGGAAAACCUUCUGAGCCUCAUGGCCUCUUGUUGCCUCCUGAGGGGUCACUUGAGCCUCUAAAAGGGAGACCUGAACUCUCUCAGACUUUAGCAGAAGAGGCAGAGGCGAAGCAAAGGCUCCUCCUUCUCCCCAAUGGACACUUACCGAGGUCAUGUGACUCCCUUCAUGAGUCAAGCCACUGAAAAGAUUGCCACGCUUGUGUGCAAGUGGAAUAUGGGACAUUUCUAGCGAACCUGCAGGAUCUCUUUGCACGGAACUGGCUAAGGCUACUUCUACCUCAAGUUCUAAACGAACAGCUUGUCAAAGGAAAAGAAAAAAAAAGAAAACGUAAUGAGGUAUCGGAAGCAAGCUUGUGUGGGGUUACAAAGCCUUGUCUAAAUGGUGCCCACUUGUACAUAAAUAGUUUUUAAAACUUCGUUGAGAAGUAUUUGUGGCUCACACGUCGGCUUGCCUAUAAAGCACAGAAAUGCAAAUGGCUUUGGUGUAAAGUGAACAGAAAAAAGUAUUUGAUAACAAAGUUUGUACAUAAGAGUUUUCAUAUAUGUAAAUCUAUCUAUCUAUAUUAUAUAUGUAUAUCUUCUAACAGAGGCUAUUUUAUUCCCUUGGUGCAUGACUGAACUGAGUGAAAUGAUGCAAUGUGGACAGUAGACAUUAUUUUCUUGCUAUAAGGUGGUUGCUGGGAUUUUGUUUUAACACACACAACAUACACACCAGGAACUAUUGUGAUGCCUUAGAUGGAACUUUAAGGAAAGGCCCAUCCUGUUUAAAUAGGAAAGACUUUGUUGGUGAUCCCUCCUUUCAUUAGCAAGUACUGGAUUGUUGUUAGCUAGGAUUUCUCCUCAGAAAUGCCACCUUUGGAGCACAGUCCUCUUAACAGGUCCACUCAUCUAGUUCCAUGAUAUUUAUUCCCAAUGUGCAUCAUUUUAGAAGUUUAGAUGAAUACAUUAUUUCAGCAGAGCUUGAGAAUUCUAUUUUUUGGGAUGUGAUAGCUUCCAGUAGUCGUAAGCUAACAGGGCUAGCCAAGCUGUUGUCUGGAAAAGUAACUUUUCCAAGCUCAGGGCCAAGCUUAUGCAAAGUGCUCUUGGUUUCAGUAAAGUUGGAUCCAUACCAGCAAGAGGUUGGUGGUAACUUAAUUUCUUUUUAAGUAGUGUUUAAAUGUUAUAACUCCCAGUAUGGACAAUAAAUAACAGCCAUACGUAACUUCAAACCAUAUUUUAGAUCACAACCUAGAUCUAUUUAAAUGCUAACCAUUCUCUGAACUAGGCAAUGAUGUGUGCCUACCUGCAGAACACUAUUAGUUGCUAUAUAUACUUCAAAAAGAAGCAAGCAAAAGACUAUUAGUGAUUGGCAAGCACUUCUUAAUCUCUUGAAACCCCCCUAUUUUCAUCAUGGCAUCUGCCCCAUUCUGUGGGGAUAUUAAAUUAUGUCACUAAUAUUUAGGUUUUCCUCUUGACACCAUAUUCACCCAGAGAUAUUUUUUUUUAAUUCUUAGAAUCCAGAAUGUUAGUGAGCUUUCUUUCUGGAUUUGAAGAAACCUCUCUGAAUUAUGGAAAGACUUUUGAUUUAUGUUCCUCCAAGGAAAUAGAUUGGGGGGGGGGGGGAGCUAUUCAAAAGGUUGUAACAACAAAGGCUACUAUUUUUAUUUAAUUUCUUUUUGAUAAAAAAAAAGAUAUUGUUAUCAGUCGCAGAGAGCUAUCAGUUACCUAAGCACUAUUACAAUGCAAACAAACAAAAUGCAAUGUGAACACACACAGGAAAAAAGCAAGUUUGAUAUGGAGCAUUUUAUUUAUAAGUUCUGCUUCUUCUCUUAAAUGUUUUUACCUGUGUAAAACAAACAAUUAUGAGGGAAAUUGUUUUUUAGAUCAGGCAUUGGAAAACUUCAACCCUUCAGGUGUUUUGGACUUCAACUCCCACAAUUCCUAACAGCCAGGAAUUGAAGUCCAAAACUCCUGAAGGGUUUGAAGUUAGCCCAUGUCUGUUGUAGAUCUAAACAGAAAACUGUUGAAUUUAAGUUAUGACUUUGGGCCAAAAUGGCAUUUCAUGUUUUCCCCUCCCAUGAUGUAAGAGUUAAGAUACACCUGAGAGUUAAGAGAGCUAAAAUGGUGCAGUGGUUUGAGUGUUGGAUAAGGAUAAAGGGAGACCCGGGUUCAAAUAUUCGCUCAGCCAUGAAAACUUACUGGGCAAGCUGCAUCCUCUCAGCCUCUGAGGAAGGCAAAGGCAGGUACCUUCUCAACCCAAAGCGUACCCAAGAAACCCUGUGAUAGCAUUGCCAUAAAUCAGGAAUGAUUUGAAGGCACAUAACAACAAAGCCAUGACUUAAAGGCCAGUUUCAGAGAUGUCAAACUAGGGUCAUAAGAAAUCUCAGUUCAGAGCAGUGUAAGGAAGAGCUUGCUUAGAGACUCGGGGUUGCCUAUGGGACAGGCUCAGUCCCAUUCUCAACACCAGUGGAAGCUUUUAGUGGGCCUGUAUCAUGCUUUUUCCACUUUUAAGUAAGGUGUGAGUAUUGCUUUAUAUCGCUUUGUCUCAAUACCUCUUGUCACUAAAUAGUGGCAGCAUGAGGCCAGGGUAGGAUGCAUUUACACUGCAAAAUGAAUGCUGUUUGACACCACUUUAACUGUCAUGGAAUGCUGCCAAAGAGUGCUAGUGCCUCACUAAACUAUAUAUCCUAAAAUUCCAUAUAGCAUUGAGCCAUGGCAGUCAAAGCAGUGUCAAACUACAUUCAUUCCACAGUGUAGAUCAGUGGUUCUCAACCUGCUGGUAAAUUGGCUGGGAUUUCUGGGAAUUGUACGCCAAAACACUUGGGGACCCACAGGUUGAGAACUACUGGUGUUGAUGAACCCAAAGUUACUCUUUGACUCUGGAGUAUAUAUUUUUCUUCUCAUCAUUGGUACCAUUGUACCACACUUGAAUAGAAAGCAACCCAUAGUUUGGGUAGACAGCCAUCAUCUAUGAAUGUUUCACCCUCUUGUUUUGAGUUCCUACCAAGUUUUCCUGGAUCAAGAAAGCUGGCAGGUUUCACACUUUUCCCCAACGUUGGGUAGAGCCUGUAUUUUGCACCUCCAUUAAAAGAAUUCUAACGUCUCCCAGCUCUUUGAUGGAGGUAUGCAACUGUAAAGCAAAGACUCAGUGCAGCAUUAUUGCUUCUUGACAGGAGAUGCACUUGCACUUUCUGGUAGAUGGCUAAUUUUGUGAGGUGCCAAUUCGAAGCUAUUCACUCACAUUAAGACUAGUAAUAAAUGACUGGCCAUUGGGGAAAACACAAAAGGGUUCCGGGUGCCUUUCCAUCAAGGUAAUGUAAAAAAGGCAGAAGGAAGGUGUGGAAUUAGGUAAUAAGCUUUUUAAGAGUGGCGAAGUAGGAGUUUUAGGUUGGGGGUGGAACAUCUACACAGAGAAACAUAGGAAAAAGGUAUCACCAUUGGAAACAUUAAGGAUCAAGCACACUUGCCACCUAGACAUUUUUUUAAAAAAAUACUGUAUUUUUGGAUAUGGUUAACUGUUCAUUCUAAUGUUACUUCCACUAAAUAUGUGAAUCUGCUGCUUCUGAGAGGCAAUGUGAAAGAGGAAGUAUUACUUUUGUGUACAAAGUUAUUUAUUUAUUAGAAAAAUUUUGGUACAAUGUUGUACAUUGAGAAGUACAUUGUAAAAAUAUUGAAAGUGUCUAACAAAUGGCAUUGAAGUGUCUUUAAUAAAGGUUCAUUUAUAAUAUCAUUA